CACGACGGAGUCGACGCACUGGAAGCUCGCCGUGCUUGCGGCGGGAGCUUCAGUAGCCGCUCGUACGUCGACCGGAAAACCUUCCACGUCGUUACAUCGCCCUUAUACGCGCCGUCGUCGAGGAGAUCGUAAGGGGUCCCGCGACCUACGCACCCCUCGAUCUUCCAUUUGUGAUCCAUAUUUUUUUCUUUUUUUUUCCCCUUCUCGUUUUCGACAGCUAAAGUUCAACGCGGACGAUUGUAAAGAAAAAAAAGAAAAAAAAAAGAAAGGAACAGUAUAUCAAGGAAUAAUAUACCAUAUAUAUAGUGCAGUGUCUGAACCAAUGGAUCGUCUCUCGCCUACGGAUCUUAUUGGAGCUCGAAAGUGUUAAUAUGAAGGCGGAUCUGUGACGGGUGAAUGAGCGCGCGCGCGCGUGUAUAUGAGUGCGUAAUCGCGACGAAAGCAUAUCGAAGCAUCAUGCGAAGUGCCGCGAGAUACCGAGUCGCGCGUUCUACCCGUUCCGCGUCGCUUCUUUGCGUCCUCCUGAUCGCCGUCACCGACAAAUCGGAGCGACGCGCAUCGAGUGGUUCUGAAGGAUGUACAGCCCAAUCAUACUGGCAAAUAUCGUUGCGAAGUCUCCGGAGAUUCUCCCUCGUUUAAUACUGUAAUGGUUUCUGGUUACAUGCACGUAGUUAGUCUGCCGAACGGCGAUCCGACGCUGCGGAUCGAGAAGCUGCGCUAUGCAGUGGGUGAUACUGUACGUGGAAACUGCACGGUACCAUCGGGAAAUCCUCCAGCCAACGUGACGUGGACUGUCAACGGCAAACCGGUGAACUCGAGCUUUGUUAUGAAUAUCUCUGAGAAAGUUGACGACAAUCAACAGCACUUGACGGUUGCUGGGUUGGACUUCGAGACAAUGCAAAAUAGCUUUAGCGAGAGCAGAUUAACGAUUAUUUGUCACGCAAAUGUCUUUCAUUUAUAUAAAAAAACAGCUGAGGUAUUUCUGAAGGAAGAACGUCCAAGAUUGGCUUCCGUAUUAGGAACACGAGAAUCAUCCUACGGUACGAUAUCCAUUGGUAGCGCAGCCAAGAGUACUGCAGAAUAUUUCUACGUCACUGCCAUGACCGCACUUUUGCUAUGCAACCUGAGAUAACAUCAAUGAGCUCGCAAUCUGUUUUACGCGUAUGAUUGUAUCGGGAUGGAGGGAGUAAAUCGUUUGUAAAAUUUUGAAAUUAUUAAAUGGGAUAAAACCUGGGAAGAGAUCUUUUGUUGAAAUAAAUACCAAGCGUAUGUUAUUCGUGUAAAUAGGAUAAAAAAAUUUAGCGAAUUAUCUACGUGUAUGAAAUCUACAUCCGCACCGCGGGUAGAUUUGUAAUCCGAUAACAUGUCGUAUUAUUAUGUAAUAGAUCGACAAGGUGUCGCGCCAAACUAUCGACGACUUAUUUGAAUAUUGUACCGUCUUUUCUAUCCUCUGAUAAUGAUUUUGAUACCUCCUCUGUAACAUUGUGGCCGUCGCAAUGGUCCUGUCAUGGUUAUAGGUAAACACUGUUUUUGUUUAUAAGUGAAAUUUUAUUUUAAUGAAAUAUGAAUAAACAAUUCACCUUCAUUAUUUUAAUUUUCAGUACCGAACCGAACAUCCUUUACUCUCUGCCUUACUUUCAGCAUAAGUAUUUAGUAAAUUAACACGAAUAGUUAAUUAAUAAAUUACUACUUCGAUCUUAUGUAAAAGUAAUUGUUAUAGUUAUAAAAAAAGCUUAGUGAGGAAUAUGUUCUAAUUUAAUUCUAACAAGUAUAUAUAUAUAAACAUGUAUUUCUGUACAAAAAUCCAUUGUAUAUUGAUUUAUCGAAUAGACAAAGUUGAAUAAAUGAAAUGCGACAGGGUGAUAUCACAAAA
Molecule: messenger RNA, 1873 nt
Organism: Monomorium pharaonis (pharaoh ant)
Lineage: Eukaryota; Metazoa; Arthropoda; Insecta; Hymenoptera; Formicidae
Source: RefSeq, a predicted model, not a curated record